AUGACAUAUGAGCUUUCCCUCUAUCAAACUUUCGAUCCUUUGGAUGGUUUUUUCUCAACCAUUGCGAAUGUGCCAUCUGCUGAGGACACCUCUGCUAUUGUGAGCACGAGGGUUGAUUGGAAGGAGACUCCCGAGGCUCACAUCUUCAAGGCUAUCGAUCUUCCAGGAAUGAAGAAGGAAGAGGUAAAGGUUGAGGUGGAGGAAGGGAGAGUACUUCAGAUAAGUGGAGAAAGAACCAAAGAGAAAGAGGAGCAGAAUGAUAGGUGGCAUCGUAUGGAAAGGAGCAGUGGAAAGUUCGUGCGUCGGUUUAGGUUGCCGGAGAAUGCUAAGAUGGAUGAGGUGAAGGCUAGCAUGGAGAAUGGUGUGCUCACUGUCACUGUCCCAAAGGAGGAAGUGAAGAAGCCUGAGGUCAAGGCCAUUCAGGUCUCUGGCGAAUGAACCUCUAAUGUUUGCUGAUUCACAACCAAUUCUCUUUAUAUAUAUGUAUGUAUGUGUGAAUCAAGUAUUGAAGUUGCUUUAAGAUAUUUCCUAUCAUCACUGUGUUUGUGUAGAACUAUGUUAUGGAUUUGUACUGUUUAAUGACUAUUUCGAGUAAUAUUUCAAUAAUUUCAUUCUA
Messenger RNA from Chenopodium quinoa (quinoa), 616 nucleotides. Its product is annotated as class I heat shock protein-like. NCBI's taxonomy places the organism in Eukaryota, Viridiplantae, Streptophyta, Magnoliopsida, Caryophyllales, Amaranthaceae. The record is from RefSeq and is a predicted model, not a curated record. Gene Ontology annotation, biological process: response to hydrogen peroxide; protein complex oligomerization; response to heat.